This is a messenger RNA of Eublepharis macularius, 636 nucleotides long. Its product is annotated as cardiotrophin-2-like. The coding region runs from base 1 to 636 and encodes 211 amino acids. NCBI's taxonomy places the organism in Eukaryota, Metazoa, Chordata, Lepidosauria, Squamata, Eublepharidae. The transcript is spliced from 3 exons. The record is from RefSeq and is a predicted model, not a curated record.
AUGACUUUCUCCCUGGCCAGAAGCCUCCUGGUGAUUUGUGCAGCUUCCCUGCACGUGGUCUCCACUGACCCUGAUCUUUCUGAAGCCGCUGCUACCAUCGCCCAGACCUUCCACCUGGUCCGCCACAUGCAACUCAACAGCACGAUCCUUUUGCAAACCUACCUGAGGCACCAAGGUAGUCCAUUUAGCGAUCUUGACUUUGAUGCCCAAAGAAUAUAUUAUAAGGGGGUGCCACCAGCCGACAUCCCCUUCCUUGAAUGGUGCAACUUGAAGGACUGUGAGCGUCUGAGCCAGAACUAUGAGGCCUACAGCACCUUCUUUGAGUUCCUGUUGCUGAUCAGGAAUGACCAGCUAGAGCUCAACCCCAAUCAAGAGGAACUGCUGGAGCUGUUGAAAAUCACCCAUCUACAUGUCAAAGGCCUGCUGAGCAAUUUGACUUCCAUCAUGGUGGCUCUGAGGUUCCCAGUCACCAGGACAGUAGACACCCUUACGUUGCAGGCGGUGGAAGCCAACGACUUUGAAAAAAAGGUCCGGGGCUAUGUAGUGUGCCUCACAUACAAAGAAUGGAUCGACCGGACUGUGAAAGACUUCGCUCGCCUCAUCAAGAAAUUACCCGCCCCCAGCUUCUCCCCCUAG